GGCAUAGAAAAAGUGAGGUUAUGUGUGUCAUUCAAAUGAAAUGUCAUUUACAAAAGCUGUAGUUUGUUGAACACACAUUUGUCGUAAAUAUUCUCGAAUUUUUUUUGAUGUGAUUGCCAAAUAUUACGUGAAAAAACGAUAAAUUUAACGAAAAUAUGUUGCGUGUACUUGUGAAUCGACUGAGGACAGCGUCAGCACUAACACAAUUAAAAUUCACAACAACCGAUACGCCUUGCCGCAAGUAUACAACAAAAAUGGUUCGUGAUUUUUCCUAUCCAGUUGCACGUCGCGAUGAGAGUGUCGCCGAUGAAUUUCAUGGUACAAAAGUGAACGAUCCGUAUCGAUGGCUCGAAGACCCCGAUUCUGAAGAGACGAAACAAUAUGUCGAGGCGGAAAAUAAAAUAGCGCAACCAUUUUUGGAAAAUUGCGAUAAAUGGAAGAAAAUCAAUGAAAAAUUAACCGCACUUUGGAACUACCCAAAAUACACUGUACCUGAUCGACAUGGAAAAUACUAUUAUUCUUAUCAAAAUACGGGACUACAGAACCAAAAUGUUUUGUACAAACAAAGUUCAUUAACUGAGGAGCCAACCUUGUUCUUCGACCCAAAUACGCUGUCAACCGACGGCACCAUUGCUCUGUCGGGCAAGGCAUUCUCGGAAGAUGGCAGCUUGCUCGCAUACGGUCUCAGUGAAUCCGGAUCCGAUUGGAUCAAAAUCAAAAUUCGCAACGUUGAAACCGGUGAAGAUUUCCCGGAUCUCUUGGAACGAGUGAAAUUCUCGUCGAUGACAUGGACACAUGACAAUAAAGGCCUUUUCUACUGUCGCUAUCCCGAUCAAGAAGGCAAAACUGAUGGUUCGGAAACCGUAAUGAACGAAAAUCAAAAGUUGUACUAUCAUCGCGUCGGUGAAUCGCAGGAGAAAGACGUUCUGGUUGCCGAAUUCCCAGAGAAUCCAUCAUGGCGAAUGUCAACCCAAGUUAGUGACUGUGGUGUAUACUUGAUUGUGACUGUCGUUAAGGCAUGCCGUGACAAUCUGCUGUACUUCGCCGAUCUGGAAAAGAACGGUCCAAUCACCGGAAAAAUUCCACUCACGCCAAUUGUUACCAAAUUUGAGGCUGAUUAUGAUUAUAUUACCAACACUGGCUCAAAGAUGGUGUUCCGCACAAACAAGAAUGCACCAAAUUACCGUCUUAUUGUGAUUGAUUUGAAUAACUAUACCGAAGAGAACUGGGGCACUCUCAUUGAGGAAGAUCCAAAGGACGUAUUGGAUUGGGCUCAUUGCGUUGAUAAGGAUAAAGUUGUGACCGGUUAUCUGCAUGAUGUGAAGAGCGCUUUGCAAGUGCAUUCACUUGAAACGGGUAAGCUGAUUCGCAAGUUCCCGCUUGAAAUUGGCCAAAUCGUUGCGUUCAGCGGUGAUAAGAAGUACACCGAAGUCUUUUACCAAUUGGUGUCAUUCUUAACGCCUGGCACAAUCUAUCGAUAUGAUUUCGCAACACCCGAUGUCGAGCCAACUGUAUUGCGCGAAGUCAAGUUGAAUUUGGACGGCUUCGACAAGAACAACUUCAAAGUGGAGCAAGUGUUCUAUCCAAGUCGUGACGGCACAAAAAUUCCAAUGUUCAUUGUGCAAAAGAAAACGGAAUCAAAAGCGCCAAAGCCAUGCUUGCUCUACGGUUAUGGUGGAUUCAAUAUCUCGUUGCAGCCAACAUUCAGCGUGAGUUUGUUGUUUUUCAUCGAUGCAUUCAAUGGUAUUUUGGCAUUCCCAAACAUCCGCGGUGGCGGUGAAUAUGGUGAAAAAUGGCAUAACGGCGGUCGCUUGCUCAACAAGCAAAAUGGAUUCGAUGAUUUCCAAGCGGCAGCUAAGUAUUUGGUUGAACAUAAAUACACUGAACCCAAGAGAAUUGCCAUCCAAGGUGGUUCAAACGGUGGAUUACUGGUCGGUGCUUGCAUCAAUCAACGACCAGAACUCUUUGGCGCUGCUGUAGCUCAAGUCGGUGUUAUGGAUAUGCUUCGAUUUCACAAGUUUACCAUUGGUCAUGCAUGGAUUUCCGACUACGGUAACCCAGAUGAGAAAGAACAUUUCGAUAAUCUGUACAAAUUCUCACCGGUACACAAUGUACGAUCGCCAAACAGUACUGAAAACCAAUAUCCAUCAACACUUAUCCUAACGGCCGAUCACGACGACCGCGUCAGUCCAUUGCAUUCCUUGAAAUUUGCAGCCGCCUUACACAACGCUGUCAAAGACAACGAAUUUCAAAAGAAUCCAAUUCUGUUGCGAGUUUACAGCAAAGCCGGUCACGGUGCUGGCAAACCAACUGCCAAGAAGAUCGAAGAAGCCACCGACAUCCUUACCUUUUUGUACCAAGCUCUUCAUAUCGAUGUCGACAUUUAAUUAACUAUAAGCUUUCUUUUUUUUAUCAAUUUGCCAAGUCUUUUUUUUUUAAUGAAUUGAAUCGAAUUUUCCAACAGAAAAAAUGCAACACAAUUAAGUAUUCAGUAGCAUGUUUUGGAAGUUUUCCGUAUUUGCAGUCAGUUUAAUAAACGAAAAUAAGUCAACAUUGAAGAAAGUUCAAAAUUGAAAUGAAUAUAAUUCAACCUUAAUUUUAUGAAAGAAAAUGCUGCGUAUUGAACCCAGUUUCUGUUGGAUAACAAGCGUUUUAAAUUCGACCAUCAAAAUCUACAGGAAAAAAUAAAACUUAAUGUGAACCUUCGAACCUUUCAAAAGGCCAUUUCAUAAAAAAAUUUAACAUCAUUUGUUGUUCAAUAAAGAAAGAUCUUUUCAAAUGAAUAAAA
Sitodiplosis mosellana (orange wheat blossom midge) is the source of this 2788-nucleotide messenger RNA. RefSeq names its product prolyl endopeptidase. NCBI's taxonomy places the organism in Eukaryota, Metazoa, Arthropoda, Insecta, Diptera, Cecidomyiidae. Gene Ontology annotation, cellular component: cytosol. The record is from RefSeq and is a predicted model, not a curated record. The coding region runs from base 156 to 2387 and encodes 743 amino acids. Gene Ontology annotation, biological process: proteolysis. The transcript has 8 exons. Gene Ontology annotation, molecular function: serine-type endopeptidase activity; oligopeptidase activity.